Malassezia restricta is the source of this 840-nucleotide messenger RNA. Its product is annotated as protein FET5. The transcript is spliced from 2 exons. The record is from RefSeq and is a predicted model, not a curated record. Gene Ontology annotation, molecular function: GTPase activity. NCBI's taxonomy places the organism in Eukaryota, Fungi, Basidiomycota, Malasseziomycetes, Malasseziales, Malasseziaceae. Bases 1 to 840 code for a protein of 279 amino acids.
AUGGGGCGCUAUGCCGUACUAGUGACCGGACCUGCGGGCGCGGGAAAAUCGACAUUUUGUGCCUCGUUGAUGGCCCACGCUCACAGUCUGGGUCGCAAUAUGCACUUGUUCAAUCUGGACCCGGCCGCCGAACGAUUUGAAUAUGAACCCACGAUUGACAUUCGUGAGCUCAUUUCACUCGAGGAUGUGAUGGAAGAAAUGGAUUUGGGGCCCAAUGGUGGUCUCAUAUACUGCUUCGAUUAUCUGCUAAAUAAUCUCGAUUGGCUUGAGACGGAAUUGGGCGAGUAUGACAACGACUACUUGGUCAUUGACUGUCCCGGCCAAAUAGAGCUAUACACACACUUCCCUGUCAUUUCGCGUUUUGUCGAAUUGAUGCAGCAGCAGUUCCAUUUUCGCGUGUGUGCUACUUAUUUAUUGGACUCGCAUUUCAUCGACGACAAGGCCAAGUACUUUGCGGGUGUGCUAAGCGCUAUGAGUGCCAUGAUCAAUCUCGAUAUAUCUCACCUCAAUAUUAUGACAAAAAUGGAUCUGGUCGCACAACAUGAAAAAAAUGGCCUCUCUUACGCACAAAGGCGAGAAAUAGAGAGGUACAUGGAGCCAGAUCCGUUGCUGUUUGCGGAUCAGGAUGAAAGUCUCAACAAUGCGCGAUUCCACGCACUCAACCAGGCGGUGGUGCAACUGAUUGAAGAUUACAGUAUGGUAUCAUUCCUCCCACUAGAUCUAUCGAGCGAGGAGAGUAUCAACCUCAUUUUUUCUUGCAUCGACAAUGUCAUGCAGUUUGGCGAAGAUGAAGAACCUGUGGAGCCGAAAGACUUGGAAAACGAAGAUGCAAACGAAUAA